This is a messenger RNA of Helianthus annuus (common sunflower), 564 nucleotides long. RefSeq lists its product as uncharacterized. The transcript has a single exon. The record is from RefSeq and is a predicted model, not a curated record. The coding region runs from base 1 to 564 and encodes 187 amino acids. Lineage: Eukaryota; Viridiplantae; Streptophyta; Magnoliopsida; Asterales; Asteraceae.
AUGUCAAAACAACCAAUAUACCCUAUCAACCUAGUCUACUACAAUCAUGAAAAUGAGAAACUAGUAGACAAGACAAAAAUUUUGAGACGGAAGUUGCUUACUCAAGAUAAAAUUUUGAGCUGGGAUAUAUCGCGAAGAAAGAACAUGAACAUGCUAUGUUGUUUAUUAUGUUAUGCGAACCACGACUCUCAUAAUCACUUAUUCUUUGAAUGUGAGUUUUCAUCUCAAGUGUGGGGUAUGGUUAGGCAUAAGGUUGGCAUGGAUUUGGUUCAGCCAGUGUGGGAUGAAGUUGUUUCGUGGUUGCGUGAUCGUGCCAAGUCGAAAUCCGUAAAUGACUAUGUUGCGAGACUGUUAGUGGCGGCUAGUGCUUAUUUCAUCUGGCAGGAGCGUAAUGCGAGAUUGUUCAAGAAUCAAUUGCGUCCUCCGGAAGUUGUUAGUGAACUUAUUACUCAACAAGUGCGGUAUAAACUUAUGGGAGCAAAGCUGAAGGAUUGUGCCAAUGUUCGAAGGGUCCUCGGGAAGUGGGAGAUCAAGGGUUCCGAAAUGCAUUAUGAUGGCAGCUGA